Colletotrichum godetiae is the source of this 1536-nucleotide messenger RNA. RefSeq lists its product as uncharacterized. The transcript has a single exon. NCBI's taxonomy places the organism in Eukaryota, Fungi, Ascomycota, Sordariomycetes, Glomerellales, Glomerellaceae. The record is from RefSeq and is a predicted model, not a curated record. The coding region runs from base 469 to 1536 and encodes 355 amino acids.
GACCAAAAAGACACUCAAUUCUGCAUCCCAGAAUCACACCGACUUUGGCUUGACGCCGAGGACUUGCCGUGGAGUGAGCAGGCCAUUCUGCAAACACAACACAUGGAUGGCGGUUCGGUGAGGUAGGUAUUGGGCGGUAUGGCAGGGGUAGGGGAAUGGGGGAUGGGGGAAUGGCCGUUGCAAAACGACGACGACAAUGAGCCACGAACGACAAUCAGAGCAAAUGCUGUUGGACACAGCCUGUCUCCAACCCAAAAUCGGAGGGGGAGGAGCAGAAGGAUUAUCUAUUAUUGCAAUCAUGGGUUCCAGAGUCCCGGGACGGUGGACGACAAUGGUCCAACCGGUGCACGGCUGCCAAUCUGUGGGAGUCCAGCUUUUGGGGGCCCCCGAGUCCAUCCAAUGACAGUCUCGUGUUGGUCCAACAGUAAAUGAUGGUUGAAGUCACACGAAGCAAAGCAGACAUGGCAUAUGCCUGGCGGUUCCUUGCUCACCUCAAAGUCUUUACUGUCACGGCUGUGUAAAGAGCAAUGCGUAACCGACAAGGGCGGAGAGCGAAAAAGAGGCACGGACGACGAUGAACUUGUGUGUUUAUCUCCACCUUAUACCCACACCUCGAAGUGUCCCGAUCGAGUAUCCAAUCGUUCGUUAUUCGUCUCUGCUACGUCCGGAAGACAGUGGAACUCGCGGCUUGGCCCCCGAGCGACUACCACCUCACGCACCAGUUGUGACGCGCAGCUCGAUCUAAGACUAGCGCCCCCGGAGGAGAAUAUCGACUGUGCAGCAGGUCCCGAAUACCACCUGCACUCGCAUCCACACGGGCUCAGGCUCGCCCUCGCUCGCUUGCCUCUCGCUCUGAGUCUGGGCUGGCACGGCCUGGAGUGCCUGGAUCCUGGCUGGGCUGGUCUUGCAAGCUUGCAAGCUUGCACUGGGUGGAGGGGCACCUCGGGCAGCGGCUGCACUACAGAUGGCACUAUUCCCCUUCAUUACCCGGGCCCUCCACGGAAGACUGAAGUAGGUAUGGGUACGGAGUACUGUGAUGCACUCUCAUCUCGACUAUUGGGCUGCUUCGUCGACUGGAGCAACUCUCUCUCUCUCUCUUUCUCUCCCUUGCAAGCUGUCCAUGAUCUCGCAAACCACCCCACCUAUUACCUGCGGGCGCUGUCGCUUCCUUCGAUUCCCUCAUUCACGCCUCCCCGUCCGAGGUCUCACUCUCUCCUCUUCUUUGCUAGGCACUGCUGUUGCUGCUUUCUAUUGAUCCUGCUGCCAUCAGUUGCAUGCCCGCGCUCCAUCCUCGUCAUUCCCAAACAGGCCACGACCCUGUUUGCUACAUGCCUCCAUUCAAAGGCGGUGGCGUCAGGACGAUGGUUCUCCUGCAACGGCAUGCAUUACACAAUUGAGGGGGGAACACGGGAGGAAAGCCACCCAUUGACGCACCCACAACUAGGUAGGUCACUACCUAGGUACUUGGAGGUUGGAAGAGAAGCGCGCAUCCUCUCCAAGUCUCUCUCACUCUCUCAGAGUCUCUCCCCUAGGUGA